Messenger RNA from Mizuhopecten yessoensis (Yesso scallop), 1209 nucleotides. RefSeq lists its product as uncharacterized. The record is from RefSeq and is a predicted model, not a curated record. The transcript has a single exon. The coding region runs from base 1 to 1209 and encodes 402 amino acids. Lineage: Eukaryota; Metazoa; Mollusca; Bivalvia; Pectinida; Pectinidae.
AUGAUAGCCAAGCUUGGUAAGGGAACACUUCUGGGGAAAAUAGACAUAAAGUCAGCCUUCAGAUUACUUCCAAUACAUCCAGGUGACUUUGAUCUGCUGGGAUUUAAGUUUGAGGACAACUAUUAUAUUGACAAAUGUCUCCCUAUGGGAUGUUCAGCUUCGUGCAACCUAUUUGAAAAUUUUUCAACAUUUCUGCAUUGGCUAGUGGAGAACAGGCUAGGUUUAUCUAGUUUGGAUCAUUACCUUGAUGACUUUCUCUUCUGUGGGGAAAAGGGUUCAAAUAAGUGUCACCAAUUAAUGGUUGGUUUCCAAAACAUAUGUUUGGAGUUGGGGGUUCCAUUAGCACAGGAACAAACUAUCGGCCCAGUCAAGUGCCUCAUUUUUCUGGGAUAUGAAAUUGAUACUGUUGAAAUGAUGAUCAGAGUACCACCCGAGAAAAUGUUGGAGCUAAAACAGAGCCUUUUGACUGUGCUACAUUCAAAGAAAAUCACUAGGGCCAAGUUAGAAUCCCUAGUUGGGUCUCUCAGUUUCUUUUGUAAAGCCAUUGUACCAGGCAGAGCCUUCUUACGAAGGUUCUAUGAUAUCAUGACGUCGGUGAAGGCAAAGUUUCAUCACAUUCGUAUCUCACAGACAAUGAAGGAUGAUAUCACUAUGUGGUUGAAAUUUUUGUCAGAUUUUAAUGGUAAGGCAUGCAUUCAUUCAUCUACUUGGCAGGACAAUGACACACUUAGUCUUUUCACAGACAGUUCAGGUGCUAAUGAUUUGGGCUGUGGAGCAUAUUUUUCUGGCAGCUGGGUAUUUUACCAAUGGCCUGACAAUUGGGAAGGUAAACCAAUCCUGGGUAGCCUGAGUCUCUUGGAGUUUAUUCCCAUAGUAUUUUCGCUACUGCUAUGGGGACCUCGUCUUGCAGAUCGAAGAGUAAAGUUUCGAGUAGAUAACUUAGCUUUGGUAUCAAUUCUUAACACUCAAACAUCUCGAUCCCCAGCGAUCAUGGUCUUGGUUAGAUAUUUCGUUUUGCUUAUCAUGAAACACAAUAUCCAGUUCAAGGCUCAGCAUAUUAGGGGUGUUGACAAUGACAUUGCGGACUCAAUUUCUCGCAAACAGUGGAAGCGUUUCCGGAACCUAGCACCAAUAGCAUCAGAGUACCCAGAGGCGAUUCCACAAGAAUUUCAUUCUCUGAUCUCCAGGCUGAACGUGACCGAUUGUUAA